CGCCUCAGUUUGUGAAUCCUAUGAUUCUAUUCUAUGAACCAAAAAUGGCGUUCGUAUGAAUAAAUGGCGAGACCGGAGUCAAUGGCUGACAGGUAACUGUUCUCCAACUCCGGCGUUCAAACUCUCCCCUAAAACACUUGACCAUCAAAUUCGAUGAAACGACCGCACAUCUACCACACCUUUAAAAACCAAAAAUGGCGGAUCCCUAUUUUCAUAAUCUCCAUUUUCUCUCUUUUACUAAUCUUCUCCCUCGCUCUCCUCCGACUCAAAUCACCAACGACCACUUCCUACCCGUCGCACCAUUACACUUCAAAGCUGUCCACUGAAUCAUGGCUUCCAGAAAUCCCCAGAUUCGCGUACUUGAUAUCGGGGACCAAAGGCGAGGGUCCGCAACUGAAGCGAUUGCUUCAAGCAGUAUACCAUCCCAGAAAUUAUUACUUAAUACAUUUUGAUCUUGAUGCUUCCGACGAAGAGCGGCUUGAUUUCGCCAAGUACGCCAAAUCGGAACCGGCGGUGCGUCAAUUUAGGAAUGUUAUGGUGGUUGGGAAGGCAGAUUUGAUCACUUCUAAGGGUCCAACUGCUUUUGCUUCAACUCUUCACGCUGUUGCCAUUUUAUUGAAGCAGGCCAAAGACUGGGAUUGGUUUAUUAAUCUUAAUGCUUGGGAUUAUCCUCUCAUUUCACAAGAUGAUCUUCUGCACAUCUUCUCUUACUUGCCGAGAGACUUGAACUUUCUUGAGCACACUAGUGAUAUUGGUUGGAAAGAACAUCAAAGAGCACGGCCUAUCGUAAUCGAUCCUGGCUUGUAUCAUGUGAAAAAAUCUGGUGUGUUUUGGGCCAAAGAAAAGAGGUCUAUGCCUGCUUCGUUCAAGUUAUUCACAGGGUCUGAAUGGAUGGUGCUAACUAAGUCAUUUGUUGAUUUUUGUAUAUGGGGAUGGGAUAAUCUUCCUCGGACAUUACUCAUGUACUACACUAAUUUUUUAUCCUCAUCUGAGGGCUACUUUCACACUGUGGUAUGCAACCAUAAAAACUACCAGAAUACGACUGUGAACCAUGACAUGCGGUAUAUGAAAUGGGACAACCCUCCAAAUCAGCAACCUGUCAACUUGACCCAGAAGCAUUUCAGUGAUAUGGUACAGAGUGGUGCUCCUUUUGCUCGUAGAUUUUCUAUGAACGACCCCGUUCUUGACCAGAUUGAUCGGGAACUUUUAAGGAGAACGGAUGGUCACUUUGCGCCUGGGGGUUGGUGCUUGGGAAACUCUGUUGUUGAAAAGGAUCCAUGUGUACAUUUUGGGAAUCCAGAUGCGAUAAAACCAAGUGUAAAUACUAAAAGGCUUGAGAAACUUGUACUUCAGCUUCUUGAUCCUGAAAAUUUUAGAUCUAAACAAUGCAGGUAACUGUAAAAAUAUCUUACCCUUACUAACAGCAAAAAACAAAUGUCCAAAUAUCUGCAGAUUAGUUAAAACUACUUGUGUAGGACAAACAGUACCUUGUUUCUUGGUUGCUGUUGUGUGUAGUGUGAAAUUUCAAUCAAGAUAUACUCUCAUAUUUUCUGUUUAA
Spinacia oleracea (spinach) is the source of this 1558-nucleotide messenger RNA. RefSeq names its product beta-glucuronosyltransferase GlcAT14C. The transcript has 4 exons. The coding region runs from base 154 to 1395 and encodes 413 amino acids. Gene Ontology annotation, cellular component: membrane. Gene Ontology annotation, molecular function: glucuronosyltransferase activity. Lineage: Eukaryota; Viridiplantae; Streptophyta; Magnoliopsida; Caryophyllales; Amaranthaceae. The record is from RefSeq and is a predicted model, not a curated record.